CAGUAGCGGUGCCCUCUGACCGACUGCCUGGUUUACUUAAUUACUAUGCAACGAUUUCUAAUGUCCAUUAAUAUUUUCCUGCACGUGUGCAAGCCAACACAUGGCACUUCCGUCAUUCAAUUGAAACCACACAGUUCCCAGCUGCCCGUACAGCGAUCAUUUCAUUUUACACACACGGUAUUGUAGUCGAAGAGGAAACAAAGUAUAAAGUGUUUGUUGUUAGUCCGUUUUAUAUUUUUAAUACACGUCUGAAGCCCAUUUAUGCUACUCCCCGAAAAGUGUUUUUACGGAUGCUUCAACGCACGCCCGUUAUUUUGUAUUGAAAGUUAAGUUCCCUUCCAAAAACGGCGAUCGAAGUACCCGUAGAUCGAGAACACCAGGGCUUUUUCGAUUGAAAGCAGCAAUUGGAAGCAGAUUUUGAUCGUGGAUAAACAGCGUUUAACCUUGAACCGGUAACGAUCAACCGGUGCUAUGGCUGAAGCGCAUUCAGCUGUUGCUUUUUCGUUUUCCAUCACCCACGAAGGAUGGGACAUCAACUACGAUCGCGAGGUUUUGGAUCUUGUGUGGCAGUCAGGUGUUCGAUCCUGGCGUAAACGUUUGGCUCGCUGGAGGACUGGCGUUCGGAACGGGGUGUACCCGGCGCAUCUGCAGAGCCUUUGGCUAGUGAUAGCAAUAGCAAUAGGAUUACAUUUUUCCCAGCGUCAUGUCCCGUUCGAUUUAGUGAAUAAAUGGCUAGCUGUGCUGCCAGGGGAUACACUACAGUGGCAGGUUGCAGCCUGUUCAUUAGCUGGAUUAGUUGUUUGGCUAUCGAUUUGCUACACUAUGCGCUACUCCCUAAAGCUUUUGCUUAUGUACAAGGGUUGGAUGUAUGAGAAGCGCGCACCUGGUAGCAGAACGUCCCUUCAGACCAGACUCUGGGGAUUGUGUGUGAAGGUGCUCGCUACCUGGAACAAGCCGGGUUUGUAUAGUUUCCAGGGCUCCCUUCCGCGACUGCCGCUGCCAAGUGUGAAGGAUACGAUGUCACGUUAUCUGCGCUCUGUUCGUCCGUUGCUCGACGAUGCCAACUACAACCGAAUGGAACGGUUAGCGAAAGAAUUCCAGCAGGGCAUCGCCACGAAACUGCAACGCUACCUGUUGCUGAAGAGCUGGUGGUCAACGAAUUACGUUUCCGAUUGGUGGGAAGAAUAUGUUUAUCUUCGUGGACGAGGUGCAUUAAUGGUGAACAGCAACUUCUACGGUAUCGAUGCCAUCUUUAUGCACCCAACUAAGGUACAGAGUGCCCGUGCCGCUAGUGUAAUGCAUCUGCUGCUACAAUUCCGUCGCACCGUUGAACGACAAGAACUUGAACCAAUUCUAGUACAGGGUUUAGUGCCACUUUGCUCCUGGCAGUACGAGCGUAUUUUCAACACGGUGCGUGCACCAGGCAUUGAAAGUGAUAAAAUUAUUCACUAUCAAGACUCGAAUCAUAUUGUGGUACUGUAUCGCGGUUGCUACUAUAAGGUCAUUAUCUAUCACAAUGGACGUUUGCUGCGACCUUGUGAGCUGCAGAUGCAGAUCGAACACAUCCUUCAGCAGCGGCAAGAGAAACCUCAGCCUGGUGAAGAGCUGCUGGCUUCUUUAACAGCCGGUGACCGCACGAAAUGGGCACAGAUCCGACAGACUGUGUUUGCGAAAGGAGCCAACAGGACAUCGUUGCAUACGGUAGAGAGUGCAGCGUUUGUGUUGUCGUUGGAUGAAAAACCAUUCGAGUUUGAUAUUGCGCAGCCGGAAAAAUUGGAUCAGUUUGGUCGUUAUUUGCUUCACGGCAAUGGCCAUGAUCGUUGGUUCGAUAAGAGUUUUACUGUUUGUGUAGGGAGCAAUGGAAGGAUUGGUUUCAACGCGGAACAUACAUGGGCUGAUGCAGCAGUCAUGUCACACAUUUGGGAAAUGUUGAUCAUGGGCGAAACAGAGCAGCGGGCUGAUGCACCUGUUAUGGCACAUGUUUGGGAAAAUAUUGUCGCUGAUGAAGCAACCAACAAACGAUAUGACGAGAACGGUAAUACUGUCGGAAUUCCUGAAUUUGAGCCACCAACACCCAAGCGCCUUGUGUGGGACUUGAACGAUAAAGUGGCGCUGGAAGCUAUCGACGAAGCACACCUGUCCGCACAGAAGCUUCUGAAUGAUGUUGAUCUGCGAAUUCUUGUACAUGAUGCAUACGGUAAAGGGUUGAUGAAGAAAUGCCGCCUUUCCCCAGAUGCUUUCAUACAGAUGGCGCUUCAAUUGGCAUACUAUCGUGAUGCUGGCAAAUUUUCCCUUACGUACGAAGCGUCUAUGACCCGCCUGUUCCGCGAAGGACGCACCGAAACCGUCCGUCCUUGCACAAUCGAAUCCGCCGCUUGGGUAAAGGCGAUGCUUGAUAACAGUGUUCCGGUUGAAGAGCGUGUGCGUCUGCUAAAUGCUGCUUGUGAUCGGCAUCAACUCGGCUAUCAGGACGCGAUGUGCGGCAAAGGUAUCGAUCGACAUCUGUUUUGCCUUUAUGUCGUGUCCAAGUACCUGGAAAUCGAUUCACCCUUCCUGCAGGAAGUGUUGAGUGAACCAUGGAGAUUAUCCACUAGUCAAACGCCGCAUGGCCAAACGGCCAAAAUGGAUUUGAAAAAACAUCCGAACUGCAUCAGCGCCGGUGGCGGCUUCGGUCCGGUCGCAGAUGACGGUUACGGCGUUUCGUACAUUGUCGCUGGCGAAGACCUUAUUUUCUUCCACAUUUCUUCGAAACGGUCAUGCGGUACAACGAGUUCGGAACGAUUUGCACAAGAGAUUUGCCGCGCCUUAUCGGACAUGAAGCAUCUUUUCGAAGAAUACCGCAGCUUCCAGAAGCAAAGUACCACGGACGGUUCCAAGACGCAAAAGAAGUAGGCGUUCGAUAGUGCAGGUUAAUGUUUGAUGGUAUUUUACGUCUCUGGUUAAUGGGGAUGAUAUUACAUCAUUCAGUCCUGUUCUAUGGCGCAGGCUAGGAGUAGCUUACGCGUUAAGGUGAAAUUGUUAACUAUAUUUUAAUAGAUACUGUGCAAUUUUAAUCUUUGAAGCACUUUUGUUUUUACUGGUGUCGUUUCUUGCACCAUUACAUAUCAUGAAUUGGACUAAUAUCGAAGGCAAUAACUUAAACAAACAAUUUCUCUAUGGUUUUCUUUACAUUUCUUUUAGUAAAAAAAGUUUUUGUCUAACUCAUAUUUGAAAAACAAAAAGCUGGUGUGUUGAUGCUCACUAGUUUCACAGCAAGUCGUUAAGUAUUUUUGGAUCAGGAUGAAGCGACUGAAUAGAUUUGUUAGAAGAAGCCCUUAAUCGGCUGAAUAGAUGCAAUCAACAAUGCAAUUUUUACUAAACAAAUGUAUAAUGAUGUAAAUCAAACAAUCGAACCACACCCACGCGAAGAAAACAACAUUAGUGUAAGAAGAUCAGUAGUUGUUUGUAUGUUUUGGUUUUGUUUUGUUUAUUUUUAGACACAUAAAUUUUUAGGAUAGAACGUUAUAAGAAAAUAAGAGAUUCGCAAUCGGAAAUAGCCAAUAAAACAGUACAUUUCAACUGUAGUAAAAUUUGUGUCGACGAACUUUAGAACCAUGAAAAGUGAGCCUGAUCAUAGAAAGUCAGGGAACAGAAGCUACUCAGUUUUAGUUGCAACUGUGCAUGAUUUUUCCACAAUAAAUAAUAUAUCCUUUAAACCAGAUAAA
Messenger RNA from Anopheles darlingi, 3704 nucleotides. It is a transcript of the gene whd, whose product is annotated as carnitine O-palmitoyltransferase 1, liver isoform. Gene Ontology annotation, cellular component: mitochondrion. The coding region runs from base 472 to 2892 and encodes 806 amino acids. Gene Ontology annotation, molecular function: carnitine O-palmitoyltransferase activity. Gene Ontology annotation, biological process: carnitine metabolic process; fatty acid metabolic process. The transcript has 13 exons. NCBI's taxonomy places the organism in Eukaryota, Metazoa, Arthropoda, Insecta, Diptera, Culicidae. The record is from RefSeq and is a predicted model, not a curated record.